GGUAAACACCCGCGGGAGGGGCGCGGGGGUGGCGCGCGAGGCCGCGGGCCGGGGCGGGGCGCACCGGGGCCGCCGCGCGGGCGGGACCGCGGGUGCUGGGGGCGGGGGCAGGAAGCCAGCGCGGCCCGGGCCGGCCCGCGCGGCCGGGUGACGUCGCUCGGCUUCCAGGGAUCUCUCCCCGAGGCCGCGGGCCCCCUCCUCCCUGCCCUCCUCCGCGCCUCGCCGGGCGCCGCGGCCGGCGUUUCUGGUUCGCCGCUCGCUGGCCGGCCCCGCGGGCCUGCCUCCUCGGCCGCGCUCGCUCGCCGUUCCCUCGACCCUCUGCCUCCCCUGGCGCGCGCCCUCCUCUCGUCCCUCCUGCGUCCUUCCGAGCUAGAUCUGCCCCCCGCUUUCCUCUUCCUCGCCCGCCCCUCUCCCCCUGCCUCCCUGCCUCCCUGCCUCCCUGCCUCCCGCUCCGCUCUCCUGCGCGUCUCCUUCUCGCUGUCUCCCCCUCCCUCCGGGUUUCCUCCCCCCGCCCUCCCUCCUCCCUCUCCCCUCCCCCCCGCCCCUCGCAGCCCCGCGGCUUGCAGCGCCCCAGUCAGCCUCGCCGAUCCAGCGCCGCCGCCGCCCGCACCCGCCGCAGGACCGGCCCGCCCGGCUCCCCCGGGUGCGCCCUCCUGGGUCCCGCGCCCUCCGGGCUCGCAGGGACACCCUCCUCCCUCCCGGCUGCGGCCCCGCCCGGCCGGCCCCCGCCCCGCGCCCCGGAGCGCCGAGGAUGUGAGUCCUGCUCUCCUCGGCCGGAGCAGCAGCCACUCGCGCGCGGAGCCCGAGCGCAGCGCAGCGCAGCUGCGGGCGCUCGUUGGGUCGCUCGCGCGGGCUGCGCGCUCUUGCCCUAGCGGUGUCCCCCAGCCUCUCGCCGGCGCCGCCGCCGCCGCAGCCCGCGGGCCGUCCCCGGCCGGCCGCCCCCGGCCCCAGCGCCGCUGACCCUGUCCGCCGCGGGCGGGGACGCGGGCGGAGGAGGUGCCGCCGCGGAGCCCCCGGACGCGACCAUGUCGGAGGUGCUGCCCUACGGCGACGAGAAGCUGAGCCCCUACGGCGACGGCGGCGACGUGGGCCAGAUCUUCUCGUGCCGCCUGCAGGACACCAACAACUUCUUCGGCGCCGGGCAGAACAAGCGGCCGCCCAAGCUGGGCCAGAUCGGCAGGAGCAAGCGGGUUGUUAUUGAAGAUGAUAGGAUUGAUGACGUGCUGAAAAAUAUGACCGACAAGGCACCUCCCGGUGUCUAACUCCCCCAAAGACAAUGAGUUAAGGGAAAGAAUAAGAGCAGCGGCGAGAGCAGUUAUUGGUAAAAAGCAUGAAAAAGAGAAAGCACUCCGCAAUUUUUUACUAGCUUGCUACCCACGAUGAAAUCAACAACCUGUAUCUCGUGUCAGGCUGGGAGACAGAUGAGGCAUGUGGAGGAGGAGGAGGAGGAGGAGGAGGAGGAGGAGGAGGAGGAGGAGAAGGCUCUGGGCUCCUCUGCAAAAAUAGAAAUAAAAUACAUAAAAUAAAAAAAUUAAAUCACUAUAUACACACAUAUAAAGAAAUAAAAAAGAAGUCUCAGUUGCAGCUAUUUGUCAAAAUUAAUAUCUAUUUCUUUUUCUAUACCGUGAAUAUUGCGCAAUUAUAGAUCUGGAUUUUGAACCACUUAACGAAGCGGCAACACCCGCCGAGGUGUUGGUAUUCUUCGCUGAUUUGGCUGUUCCCAAUGUUUACAUUAUUUAAUCUUGCAAAAAUGAUUCUGUGCACUUGGAUGUGAAAUGCUGUCUAGUUUUAUUUUUUUAUGUUAUCUUUGGAUGUACAAAAAAAUCAGAAAGUGAUCUCUGUAGAUACUGUUUUAUUUUGGUCAUCUUUCGAAGUUAUCAGGAAUGUGUUUAAAACAAGAAGAUAACUUUUCUAAGGAAUGAUACAUAGAAAGGAUCCUUGUUUUAUUUUAAGAUGAAUUGUAAAGCUUGUGUUUCUUUGUUGCUGCAAGCUAUUUGCCCAAGUUAAUGCAAAUGGACACAUUUUAUAUGUCAGAAAAAAAAAAAAAAAACACCAUGAAAAACAAAGAAAAAAAAAUGCUUGAGCUUUUUCUAACCUCCCCCUGCAGUCUGUUGUUUGAGCCGCCUGUUUUUUUCUCUAAUAUUGUGUCAGUUUAUUCUCUUUAAUGGACUGUAAAAAAAAAAAAAAAAAAAAAAAUGUAAUCACAAGAGUGCCAAAUAUCUUGAAAUGCCAAAAGGCAUUUUGGUUUUCUUCCUUUUCCCUGUGCUCUGAGUCCACAUAAAGGAAUGCUUGGAGUCUUCUGUUAUUUAUAGGGAUUCUCUAAGGCACAGCAGCUGCCUGAUUUGCAUGGUAUUUGCAAAAAUGCCUCUUGCGUGAGGAAUCUUUUACCAUUUUUUGUUUGCAACUUUGGACCUCAAGAGGUUUCCCCUCCCUUUCCUGGUUCCCUCUUUUCUUAAUUCGAUAUUCUGUAUGUUGCACCUUGAACCAGCACACAGGGCUAUUUCUCCAAUGUACAAUAAAAUCACCGUUCCUGUGUC
Sciurus carolinensis (gray squirrel) is the source of this 2537-nucleotide messenger RNA. RefSeq names its product calcium/calmodulin dependent protein kinase II inhibitor 1 (gene Camk2n1). The record is from RefSeq and is a predicted model, not a curated record. NCBI's taxonomy places the organism in Eukaryota, Metazoa, Chordata, Mammalia, Rodentia, Sciuridae. Gene Ontology annotation, biological process: negative regulation of protein kinase activity. Bases 1026 to 1262 code for a protein of 78 amino acids. Gene Ontology annotation, molecular function: protein kinase binding; calcium-dependent protein kinase inhibitor activity. The transcript is spliced from 2 exons.